GGCAAAAACCCGAAAGUUGGAGUUGGAAUCGCCGGGAUAAAAUCGGCUCGAAUAUCCUGGAUAAAAUGGACGAGUGGAAGUUACCCUACAAAUUGCUGCUGUAUCUCACGUUAAUCGUGGGUCUUGUGCGUUCGGAUUGUGGAUGCAAUAAGCUUAAGCGAGCGCCGGAAGGCAGCGAACUGCCACAGGAACAGAUCAUCUUUCCCGACGAAGAUGGAAAAGCGGGAAAGAUACUGGAUCUAGUGGAACAUUCCAAACGGUAUGAACAGAUGAGUCUAAUUCCGGCGGGAGAGUAUCUGAUCGGCACCGACCAGCCCGUCUUUCCCGUCGAUAAGGAGUCCCCGGAGCGCCCGGUGACGGUGGCCGCGUUUUACAUGGACCAGUAUGAAGUAUCAAACGAACGAUUCAAAGAAUUUGUAGAUGAAACCGGAUACAUCACGGAAGCCGAAAAAUUCGGCGAUAGUUUUGUCUUUCAGCGAUUGCUGCCCGAAGAGGUCCGCAAACGGUACGAAGACUUUCGGGUUGCGGCAGCCCCGUGGUGGUACAAGGUGCAGGGUGCCAGCUGGCGGUAUCCCGAGGCCAACAAAGAGCGCAGUGUGGAGCUGGACCGGCUGGAUCAUCCGGUGGUACACGUGUCGUGGAAUGAUGCGGUCGCCUAUUGCCACUGGAGGGGAAAACGUUUGCCGACGGAAGCGGAAUGGGAGGUGGCGUGUCGAGGUGGCCGCAAGCAGAAGCUCUUUCCAUGGGGCAACAAACUGUUGCCGAAGGAUCGGCACCAGAUGAACAUCUGGCAGGGUGCUUUCCCGGAGAGCGACCUGGCGGAGGAUGGCUGUGAUGGGACUUGCCCGGUAGGGAAGUUCCGACAAAACCCCUACGAUCUGUAUAACAUUGUUGGCAAUGUGUGGGAGUGGACGGCCGAUUUGUGGGAUCCCACUGCCGAGAGGAAACCGGGAGCGGAUCCACCGAAUCGGGUGAAAAAGGGAGGAUCUUAUCUGUGCCACGAGUCCUACUGUUACCGGUACCGAUGCGCUGCCCGUUCGCAAAACACCGAAGACAGUUCGGCAGGCAAUCUUGGUUUCCGUUGUGCCGCCGAUGUAGACUGAAGCGCCAAACUGUGAAGGGGGGAAACAAUCUCCAGUAACUUUAUGACUAUUCUGCUUUUAAAUAAA
Messenger RNA from Anopheles aquasalis, 1169 nucleotides. RefSeq names its product formylglycine-generating enzyme. The record is from RefSeq and is a predicted model, not a curated record. Gene Ontology annotation, molecular function: formylglycine-generating oxidase activity. Gene Ontology annotation, cellular component: endoplasmic reticulum. Lineage: Eukaryota; Metazoa; Arthropoda; Insecta; Diptera; Culicidae. Gene Ontology annotation, biological process: protein oxidation.